Brassica napus (rape) is the source of this 2466-nucleotide messenger RNA. Its product is annotated as putative U-box domain-containing protein 53. Gene Ontology annotation, biological process: protein phosphorylation. Gene Ontology annotation, molecular function: protein kinase activity; ATP binding. Lineage: Eukaryota; Viridiplantae; Streptophyta; Magnoliopsida; Brassicales; Brassicaceae. The transcript is spliced from 2 exons. The coding region runs from base 1690 to 2418 and encodes 242 amino acids. The record is from RefSeq and is a predicted model, not a curated record.
ACCUGUAAAUACUCUAAAUAGAUUCUAUAUAGUAGUAAUUAUAUAUUAAAACACUUAUAUACCAUGGCUGAAAGUGGAUAAAAUCCAUGAUAUAUCAUCUAUCAAGUUUUUUUUUCCUGUAAGCUCUAUUUCUGAGUGAAUUUUAGGAUUCAUCAAAGUGAUCUAUGAGACUAAACUAAUAUUACAUGUUAUGUUAUGGUUUUCCGCCCUAAAACUCCUUGUAUUCAGAAAAAAAAAAGGAUAUCUUAUAGCUAAAGGUUUUAUUGAAUCUGCGUAACAUAGGUUGCUGUCGAACUUCAAGUGCUUGAAUCAAAUAGUGUCGCAGUUGCGAUAACCAGAGAGGUUAAUCAGCACUUGAUAAGCAGGCUUGUCGUUGGAAGCUCGUCUCAUGUUGGUUUGUUCAGGUACGGGUUGAAACGUUAUGUUCUUGGUUUGAUUUAUAUAUGCGAUUGAACAGAGUUUUCUCAGAUGAGUUAUGCGUUGAGACUAUUUCAUUUACAGGAAUCGUGAUGUUACCGCGAAAAUACCAGCCUAUGUCUCAGACCUUUGCACAGUUUAUGUUGUCUCAAAAGGAGUCUACAUUCUUACGAAAGAUAAGUUAUCGUCAGAUGGGGAGAUCAAUGAAACUAUCUUAAGAGAUAUCGGUAGUGAGAGAAUCGAUACAUCUAGCUACUCUUCUAGUUUAGGACAUAUCUCAGGUUUGUAGCUUUCGUCAAUUAUUAACUAGAAACUGAUGUAUGAAAGUCUAACUUUCCUAUUGUAUAUUUUUUAGAUGCGACACUCAAGUCGAAAUCUCUUGCUAUGUCCAAUCAUAAGAGAUUGGAACAUCUCCCGACAAUAGUAAGAGGGGUUUCUGUUCAUAUGGAAACUAGUUCAGUUGACUCAUACGGAACUACAAGUAUGUCUUCGGGAGCUGCAGAGAAAGCAAGCAGUAGUCUUGAAACAUCGCGUUCUAUUUCUUGGAAUAUUACUCAAAGUGAAGAUUAUUUCACAGGCAAACAGGUAAGGUAUCAUUAUAAAUUUCUUAGACCCUUUUUCGAAAUUGAAAGCAUUUUGAACAGAGAGAUUCUUUUGGUUGAUUUCAGGACACGCUCGACAAAAUUACAAAGUUGAGGGAUGAACAUGGGCAUGCUCAAGAAAUGCAUGCACUGACUCAAUUAGAAACCUUGAAUGCUUCUCUCAAGCUCGAUGAGUUUGAGUUUGAAGAGCUACAACUUAAGGAGCACGCAACAAAGGCGUUAAAAGAAAAGGAAACACAGAAGUUUGAGCCGAGAAGAAGGGAAGAGAGAGAGGUCGCACAGAAAAGAGAAGCCAAAGAGAAGGAGAAGCUUAAAGAAAGUUCCCUUGUGGCUCGUAAGCUGCAAUACCAGGAGUUCACUUGGGAAGAAAUUAAAACCGCAACUUCAUCCUUCUCUGAAGAUCUAAACAUUGGAAAGGGAGCUUACGGGGAUGUUUACAAAUGCAAUCUCCGUCAUACAGUUGCUGCUGUCAAAGUUUUGCAUUCCCCGGAAAGUAAUCUAUCCAAGCAAUUUGAUCAAGAGGUAUGGAGACAGCCUAAGCGCUUUUCUUGAUAAAAAUACUGACAUUUUUAUUCUCUCUUAGAUUGAAAUAUUGAGCAAGAUCAGGCAUCCACACCUGGUUCUCCUUCUAGGCGCGUGUCCAGAGCAUGGCGCUCUAGUCUAUGAAUACAUGGAAAAUGGUAGCUUGGAAGAUAGACUGUUUCAAGUCAGCAAAAGUCAACCAAUCCCGUGGUUCGUCCGGUUCAGGAUAGCUUGGGAAGUCGCAUCAGCACUCAUUUUCCUCCACAAAUCAAAGCCGACACCAAUCAUCCACCGUGAUCUCAAACCAGCCAACAUCUUGCUUGAUCAAAACUUUCUCAGCAAAGUAGGAGACGUGGGAAUCUCCACAAUGCUCCAAGUCGACCCUUUAUUAACACAAUUCACAAUGUACAAACAGACAAGUCCCGUGGGAACACUAUGCUAUAUCGAUCCUGAAUAUCAACGAAGCGGGAUGUUAUCUUUCAAAUCCGACGUCUAUGCGUUUGGAAUGAUCAUUCUGCAGCUUCUUACCGCUCUUCCGGCCAUAGCACUAACGUAUAAAGUAGAAACAGCAAUGGGGAAGAAUGACGAGUUUAUACAGAUUCUUGAUAAAAAGGCCGGUGACUGGCCGAUGGAAGAAACCCGUAAAUUAGCCGCGUUGGCCCUCUCCUGUACAGAGAUUCGUGCUAAAGACAGGCCUGAUCUUGAAACUCAGAUUCUUCCAGCAUUGGAGAGCUUUAAGAAUGUAGCUGUAAUAUCAAGAAACUUGAUUUCCUCUGCGCCGAAUCAACCUCCAAGCCAUUUCCUCUGCCCAUUACUUAAGGUAAUAACUUGUUCUUUACGUCACCUAUUUCUUGCGAGAGGAGUAAGGUUAUCUUAGGGAAGAAUGCUCUAUGUUUGCAGGAUGUGAUGAGUGAACCAUGUGUUG